Molecule: messenger RNA, 1114 nt
Organism: Strongylus vulgaris
Lineage: Eukaryota; Metazoa; Nematoda; Chromadorea; Rhabditida; Strongylidae
Source: the annotation of a GenBank genome assembly
AUCAUCAAUUAUUAAUUUUACUCUUCUCUCCAUAUUUUUUAUUUUCCCGGCGUCUGAGCUCAUUGUUUCCCAUCCAAAUUUAUAGGAUGGCUGGACGCCUUUGCAUGCAGCAGCUCAUUGGGCAGAGAAAGAUUCGUGCAAAAUUCUUCUCGAACAUGGUGCCAGCAUCACCGAUACCAACUAUGCGGGUCAAAAUGUGUUAGCUGUAGCCGAUAAGGAUGUAGUGGAAUACUUAGAAGAUUUGGAGCGAUCGGUGGAUAAACGGAAGUCACCGCCUGCUCCUCCUGCUAGUAUAUUACAAGAGAAGAACAAUAGACUUUCUCAUGAAGACCACACUCUAACCACUGAUCGUAAGCAUGAAAUACAACGUAGAGACCAAGUCAGCCUUCAAAAACAUCCAUCGUAUAGUGAAAAUGAAAUGCUGCACUCAUCUGUGAAAGUUCGUCGGAUUGGUGAUUCUAAAUCACCAUCACCACCAUCGGAGUCACCGUCUUUGCGUGAGUCCGUCGACAGUGAGCCACGGUCUCCACCUGCAGCGGCUGAUGAGAAGCUGUCUUCUGCGGAAAGAAGUGCCAGUGAACCACCGUCAUUGCCGGGGUCGAGGGGUUGGCAAAUUGCCUCUCUUUAUGUGGUGCAGAACGCUCAGACAAAAGGGGCAAGAUUGGAGGGUCUUGUGAUAGCAGACUUAUCGACGAAGGAGCUUUCGCCUACUGAACGAGUAUCAUCAUCUGGGCGAUCGACAGUUUCCGUGGAGCGCACUUUACCUCUCAUAAAACCUCUCGAGCAACAACGAUCUUCAAGUCAGACGCCGUCUACAACUGAGUCUGGAAAAACAUCUGAUGGAUCCUCAUCAUCUAUCCAUAGUGGUGAUCAGCAUGUGUCUGCUACUGUUUCGAUAACAACUCGACCACUGCAGCAGCCAAAUUCAUGGAUAAACCGCGGUGUGCAACUUAUAACAAGAUCUGGCAGUACCUCCAGCUCGGCUACAUCUCGAUCGAUUACUACAGCGUCAUCGGAAUCCUCAUCACCCAUGUCCAUGACAGUACCUAUGUCGUCUGGAACUAGUGGCGCUCAGUCCAACAUAACAACCCCUGUACUUGCAAAGCCACCGUAA